Molecule: messenger RNA, 1830 nt
Organism: Symbiodinium natans
Lineage: Eukaryota; Dinophyceae; Suessiales; Symbiodiniaceae
Source: the annotation of a GenBank genome assembly
AUGGACAGUGCCGGGGCGCCGGAGCGCCAACGGCGUCGGCCCUGGCGCUCGAUCGGAGUGUUCCUGGCGUGCUGCCUCUCACUGCGGUCGCUGUGGGCAAGCGCGGACACAGCCGCUGCUGUAAAUGUGCAGCCAGCGCCCGCGAAACUCGCAUCCAAUUCGAGUGUGGCACCAGAACGCAUUUGGCUGUUGCCGUUGGAGACGGAGCUGUGGGCGAAGCGCAUCCAGCGUCGGCGGUUAAUUCGAAUCUUGAAUCAGCUGACGCAGACCCGCAAGUUCCUCCGCACGGCGAAGGAGCUGGAGCAGCAGGGCCCGGAUGGCUCCCACUUAGUGAACCAUCCCGAGGCCCAGGAAGCGCCUCUCAGGCCGCCCAAGGAGCUUCCACAGCUCUUGGCAGUGGAAGACCGCAUUCGCCGGCUGCGCCACCUCCGCCGCAUUGCUUUGGCACGGAGGGCCGCGGCCCGCAGCGCUGAGAAGUUGGAGCUGCUCCGGGCACCGGUAAAGCACGCCGCCCUCCGAGCUACGCAGUAUGCCGCAGGGGGGCUCCUGGCCCUGCGCUGCGCGAACGAGGUGCUUUGGAGAGUCAGCUGCGAGGUGGAGAGUCCGCGGGUGCGUGGCCGCACGGCCGCGAUCCAGAAGAAGGUGGACUGGAUGGUUAGGAUGCGCGAGAACGCCUCACCCUUGUUUAGCUACCUCCAGCCAUUCCUGGACUACCAGAUGCAGGUCUGGGCCUUGAAGGGGCUGCAGCGGCACAUCUUCUCCUCCAAGGUGAAGGAUGCCCGCAGCGAGAUGCGGGUUCCGGAUGUGGCCCUGGAGGACGUGGCGGGCAUCGGCACAGCCAAGGCCGAGGCCCUGGAGAUCGUGGAAUGCCUGAUGGCACCUGCGAGGUUUGCGAGCCUGGGCGCCAAGUGCCCCAAGGGGUUGCUUCUGACCGGCCCCCCCGGAUGCGGGAAGACGCUAUUGGCUAAAGCCAUAGCCUCCACUGCGGCCGUGCCCUUUUUGUCACGCUCAGGUGCAGACUUCAACGGCCGCUUUGCAGGCACUGGGACGAACCUGGUCAAGGAGCUGUUUGCGAUGGCCCGCCGCAUGUCCCCCGCCGUCAUCCUGAUCGACGAGCUCGACUACAUCGGCCGCCGCCGCGGCGAGGAGCGAGGCGGAGGCUUGGAGACCGAUCGCUCGGCGGCCCUCACACAGCUGCUGUCCGAGAUGGACGGGUUCAACUCGGCGGAGGGCGUGGUGGUCAUCGGCACGACGAACCGGCCGGACAUCCUGGACAAGGCGCUGACCCGUCCCGGCAGGUUCGACCGGAAGGUCACUGUGCCCCUGCCGGACGUCAUGGGUCGUUUCCAGAUCCUGAGGAAGCAUGCCAAGCGGCUGGUGCUCGAGAGGCCUGGGUCGCAGACCCUAACUGGAGCCGACGUGUCAUCGUCCUCCCCCGAUUGGAUGGCCUGGGCCAAGCGCACCUCGGGCUUCUCGGGAGCCGACUUGGCUGGCCUGGUCAACGAGGCGGCCAUGGCCGCAGCCCGCGAAGGUGCAGCCGGCGUAGGGGAGAGACACCUGCAGGUGGCCUACAGCAAGCUGCUCAUCGGCCUCCCCUCCGGGCGGCAUCAGUCCUCCGCGGAGAUGAACCUCACGGCGUUCCACGAGGCGGGCCAUGCCGUGGUCAACGAGGUCAUGCGGGUGUCUCUCGGCGAGCAAGGUGUCCUCGGUUUCAGGACCGUGGCCCACGUGAGCAUCGUCCCCGCAGGCAAGGGAGCUCUUCUGAGUCUACCUCAUUCGCCUUGCCAAAGGGUGCUACUGGGCUGCGGCUACGGAACUUCGGUUACAUAG